Apus apus (common swift) is the source of this 1340-nucleotide messenger RNA. RefSeq names its product galactose mutarotase (gene GALM). The record is from RefSeq and is a predicted model, not a curated record. Lineage: Eukaryota; Metazoa; Chordata; Aves; Apodiformes; Apodidae. Gene Ontology annotation, molecular function: aldose 1-epimerase activity; carbohydrate binding. Gene Ontology annotation, biological process: beta-D-galactose catabolic process via UDP-galactose, Leloir pathway; glucose metabolic process. The coding region runs from base 86 to 1120 and encodes 344 amino acids. The transcript is spliced from 8 exons.
AUUCCCGCCCCGCUUCCCGCCAUUCCCGAGCCGCGGGAGGCUGUUCCCGGCGCGGCCGCAGCUCCCGCCCGCGCUGCUGGCAGGCAUGGCUGAAGUGAAGGCAGAGGUGUUCGGGCACAUGCCCGCAGAGGAAGGAGGGGAGGCGGUGGAAAAGUUCGUGCUGAAGUCGGAGAGCGUGAAAGUGGAGAUCCUGUCCUUGGGGUGCAUCAUCGCCGCGCUGGAGACCAGAGACAGGGAGGGGAAGUUUGCAGAUGUUGUCCUAGGCUUUGACACUUUGGAAGGUUACCUGAGGAAGCACCCUUUCUUUGGUGCUGUCGUGGGGCGUGUUGCCAACAGGAUUGCGAAGGGGAGGUUCUCUGUCGAUGGGAAGGAGUAUGAGCUGUUCCUCAACAAUGGGCCAAACAGCCUGCAUGGAGGAUCCAGGGGAUUUGACAAGGUUCUGUGGAGCCCCCAGGUUCUCCCAAAUGGUGUCUGUUUCUUCCGGCUCAGCCCUGACGGUGAGGAAGGCUACCCUGGUGACCUGAAAGUCUGGGUGACCUACACUCUCAAUGGCGGGGAGCUGGCCAUCAACUAUCGAGCCCAGACCAGCAAGACAACACCCAUCAGCCUGACAAAUCAUGCAUACUUCAACCUUGCAGGGCAGGGCUCACGGGAUAUCUACGAACAUGAGAUCUGUAUUGAAGCAGAUUCCUACCUGCCUGUGGACGACACCAAGAUCCCUACUGGGGAGGUGGCCCCUGUGCAGGGUACUGGCUUUGAUCUCCGGCAGCCUGUGGAGCUGGGGAAGCACUUGCAGAAGUUUUGCCUGGAUGGCUUUGACCACAACUUCUGCCUGCAACAGACACAAGUUCGACGCCUUGUGGCCAGGGCUCGCCACCCACCCACUGGCAGGGUCGUGGAGGUUCACACCACUCAGCCUGGCAUCCAGUUUUACACCGGGAACAACCUGGACGCUUCCCUGAAAGGCAAAGGUGCUGUUGUGUACCCCAAGCACUCGGCUUUCUGCUUGGAAACCCAGAACUGGCCUGAUGCUGUCAACAAGCCCCACUUCCCCAACGUCCUGCUCCAGCCAGGUGAGGAAUACAACCACACCACAUGGCUCGUGUUUAACGCCACUUAAGAAAAGGGGUUGCUGAUUCCUACCACCAAGAGAGGACUUGCACUUCUUUGAGGACUUCCUGAUGGUGAACGACUGAAAGAAAAAGAAUCCAUAGUUAACACUUAGUAGUCACUUGGGAUUCACAGAUACAGGAAAAGAGCAACAGGAGGAUACUUAGACUACUCUGGCACCUUUAAUCACUGUUUUUAAUAAAAUAACCAAUCACUACUUGCAAAGUUAA